Messenger RNA from Sciurus carolinensis (gray squirrel), 645 nucleotides. Its product is annotated as Fanconi anemia core complex-associated protein 24-like. The transcript has a single exon. Bases 1 to 645 code for a protein of 214 amino acids. Gene Ontology annotation, biological process: interstrand cross-link repair. Gene Ontology annotation, molecular function: chromatin binding. NCBI's taxonomy places the organism in Eukaryota, Metazoa, Chordata, Mammalia, Rodentia, Sciuridae. The record is from RefSeq and is a predicted model, not a curated record. Gene Ontology annotation, cellular component: Fanconi anaemia nuclear complex.
AUGGAAAAGAAUCUCCCUGAAGGCGCAGGCCCCCUGCACAUGCCUUUUGGGCAUGUUGUAGCUAAUGAAAAGUGGUGCGGGUCUCAAAUGGCGCAGGGGAUGCAAGGGAAAAUUAAACUCAUUUUUGAGGAUGGCCUGACACCAGAUUUUUACCUGUCCAGCAGAUCCUGCAUUCUUUAUGUCACUGAAGCUGACUUGGUGGCAGGAAAUGGCUACAGAAAAAGACUUGUUCGAGUUAGAAAUUUCGGUAACCUUCAAGGGAUCGUAGUAGUUGAAAAAACACAGAUCAAUGAGCAGUACUUCCCAGCCAUACAGAAGUUCACUGUACUGGACCUUGGGAUGGUGUUACUUCCAGUAGCCAACCAGAUGGAAGCAUCCUGCCUCACUGUUCAGUUAGUACAACAGCAAUCCAAAGAACCCAGUAAGAACCCUUUCCUCAGGAAGAAACGGGCUCUGCUCUCUGAGCCAUACCUCCUUCGAACUGUGCAGCAGAUCCCAGGAGUUGGAAAAGUUAAAGCUUCUCUUCUGCUUCAGAAGUUUCCAAGUAUCCAGCAACUGAGUAAUGCUUCUGUUCAAGAACCUGAGCCGGUAGUAGGGCAAGUGGUAGCACAGCAAAUCUACACCUUCUUCACCCAAUCCAGGUGA